Molecule: messenger RNA, 1692 nt
Organism: Adineta steineri
Lineage: Eukaryota; Metazoa; Rotifera; Eurotatoria; Adinetida; Adinetidae
Source: the annotation of a GenBank genome assembly
AUGAAAUUUGAACUGUUACCAAAUGAAAUACUCAUUGAAUGCUUUCAAUAUCUCAAUGCACCCGAUAUCUUUCAUUCAUUUGAUCGAUUAAACUAUCGAUUCUAUAUACUUAUUCGAAACAUUGAUUUACAUCUCAAUUUUGAACAAGUUAAAAAGUCUUCGUUUAAUGAAUUUUGUCAAACAAUACUAAUAAAUCCGAAAAUAAAACGAAACAUCAUUUAUUUAAAAUUAUCAAAUAUAGGUACAUGUGAACAGAUUCAAUCAUUUUUGUCAUUAUUUUCAUUAAAUGAAUUUAUUCACCUUCGAUCAUUAUCAUUUAUUGGCACGCUUCAUUAUCAUAUUGAAUACGAACAAGUCUCACCUAUGUUAACCUUAUUACCUGAUUUAUAUCGGUUUUAUGCUCCUGGAUGGAAGAUAGAAGCAGAGGUUAUAUCUAAAUCGAAAAUACAAGUGCUAACAUUAGCAAACUAUUGUCUAACAUCUAUUUAUGGAACAUCGUCAGUUAUGUCAUUAAGAAUUCAUUUGUGUACUGUAUCUCAAUUACUAUCAAUAUUGAAUUAUACAUCGAUGUUAAAAUAUAUAAAAAUCGACUGUUUUGGUGGUAAUAAAGAGCAAUAUGAUUACAACGUGGACUAUAAAUAUGAUUUUAGUAAUAUAUGUGCUGUUCAUUUGAAACAUUUACAUAUAGAUGAGUGUCGAAUUUCUUUUGGACGUUUCGAACUGUUGUCAAAAUGUUUUCCAAAUUUGAAAAUCUUUUCAAUCGCUUCUGAAUAUGGUAAUGAUAUGAUUGAUGCUAAUCGAUGGCAGCAUCUCAUCAAAUCUUCCUUACCACUAUUACGUAUAUUCAACUUCGACUUUCAUUAUUGCCAUUCUGAUUCUUACGAUAAUAUGUUGAUCAAGCUUUCACCAUUUCAAACUGAUUUUUGGCAUCAACACAAUUGGUAUAUCAAUUAUGCAGUCGAUAACGAAUUUACAUCAGUUUAUACUAUACCAUAUUCAUCUACUCACUAUACAUUAACACCUACUAUGAAGAAAUACAAUAGUCCAUCGACAAAUGGUUUAAAUGAAUAUGAUAAUGUUAAAUAUUUAUCUUUGUUUUCAAACGCAAUCAGAGAUGAUUCAUCAUGGUAUUUUCGAAAUGUUCGAUCAUUAAGAUUAAUAAAUGCUGAUCGUUAUGAAGAUGAUAAGAAUGAAUUGAAAAUAGAACAUCUGAAGAAGAUGGUCAACUUAUCAAAUAUUACAAAAUUAGAAAUUAAGAAAAAAUGUAUAAUUACAUCAGAGUUACUGUUUGAAAUAUUGAAGCAAAUGCCAAAUAUAUCGUCAUUAAUAUUAAAGAAGCAAAUAACAAGCUCAUUUUACACCAAUCACGAACUCUGUGAACUUUUGAACAAAAAGAUUAAAAUGUUGGAUUAUACUAAUCCAUCUUGUUAUCAUUAUAUUAAAAUCCAAGAUUUAGAUUGGUUUUGUAAAACGUUUUCAAAUGUCGAAGAACUUCAUUGUGAUAUCGAUAAUGUUGAUGAUGUUUUAUUUAUAUUAACAAAAUGUUCUGAAUUAUCAAUAAUAAAAAUCAAAUGCGUUAAUAAAUCAAUCUAUACAUGGUUUGAAGACAACGCAAGAACACUAAAUGUUUACCUUGAUUAUAAAGAAAAAUAUUAUGAAGAAUAUUAUACUACACCAUCUGAUUCAGAUUAA